GCAAAAAAAAAAAUUGUGACAGCGAAGACAUUUACGUGGCCAAAGCAAAUCAACACAAAAAAAUUAACUUCGAAACGACCACAAUUUCGACAAUUUCACUUUUAGAAAAUUUUAGUAAUUAACAAAAUAUGUGGAGCAAGCUACUUGUACUUUGCGCGCUACUGCUGCAACUGUUUAAUGGUGCGGAAUCAUAUUUUGUAGUCGUUGAUGCCCAUUCGGAGGAAUGUUUCUUCGAUCGAGUAGAAGCCGGAACGAAAAUGGGUGUCAUGUUCGAAACGAUAGAAGGAGGUUUCCUGGAUAUCGACAUUCGCAUAACCGGGCCUGACGGCGCAUCAAUCUACCAGGGAGAACGAGAAUCAAGUGGCAAAUAUGCGUUCGCAGCCCACAACACUGGCAUAUACACGUACUGCUUCAGUAAUAAAAUGUCAACGGUGACACCGAAGACGGUCAUGUUCACAGUAGAAAUCGGUGAGGCACCUACUGGUACCGUUGGCGCUGCAAAUGAAGCCGAUUCCGGCCAUACCAAACUGGAGGACAUGAUCAGAGAAUUAGCUGGCACACUGACUGGCGUCAAACACGAACAAGAGUACAUGAAUGUACGUGACAAAAUCCAUCGGUCGAUAAAUGAAAGCACAAAUUCCCGAGUGGUGAUGUGGUCAACGUUCGAAGCUUUAGUUUUAGUUAUUAUGACCGUCGGUCAGGUGUAUUAUUUGAAACGUUUCUUUGAGGUGCGAAGAGUUGUUUGAGGAUCGAUGCCUUUUGACUUCACAAAUUUUGGCGGUAUUACGUAGUCAGAGAUGUUUUGCGUGUAUUUAUUUUGUUCAUUCGAUUAAUUCAGAAAAAAAAAUAUUUUUUUGGGGAUUGCAAUCAGAUGCAUCCGACAAUAGCAACAGCAACCACAAGAGCAGUCAAAUAGGAUAUUUUCAACAGGCAAGUUUCGAUCUUUAUUUCUAUCGGUUUGCAGUCAAUUGCAAUGUUGGAAAAUGAAUUAAAUAAAUUUUUGUAAAAAA
Messenger RNA from Bradysia coprophila, 1010 nucleotides. It is a transcript of the gene CHOp24, whose product is annotated as transmembrane p24 trafficking protein CHOp24. The record is from RefSeq and is a predicted model, not a curated record. NCBI's taxonomy places the organism in Eukaryota, Metazoa, Arthropoda, Insecta, Diptera, Sciaridae.